Molecule: messenger RNA, 2283 nt
Organism: Pestalotiopsis fici W106-1
Lineage: Eukaryota; Fungi; Ascomycota; Sordariomycetes; Amphisphaeriales; Sporocadaceae
Exons: 2
Coding region: 1-2283 (760 amino acids)
Source: RefSeq, a predicted model, not a curated record
AUGGGAUCUGUAAUGGGACCCGGACCGGCCUACAUGCCGCAACAAAACCGCGGAUACGGCUCCGAUUCUUUUGCCGGCGGCCAAAACACAGCGCCCAGAAACUUUACACCACCUGGAGCCCGGCCAGGCAGACCCGAGAGCAUGGUGCGCGGCAACAAUGGAGCACCAAUUCCCCAACCAAGGAGGAUGCCCUCCAUGCAGCCCGGCUCGUACGCACAAUUCGAUAACCGACCCGUCAUGUAUAAUCAAAUGGGCAGACCUGCACCACCCGGCGCCAAUCCAAUGGGUCGACCACCCGGCGGCCAAAUGGGCCGCCCCCCGAGCAGCAGCGGACAGAUGGUACGACCGCCCAGCAGUGGCCAAAUGAGCCGACCGUCCAGCAGCAGUUCCAACGCCAGCUCCGUCAUGUCCCGAGAGAGUCACGAGUCGGGAAUGCGCACACCCGUCAGCAGCCACCGAACAAGUUUCGGCUCAUGGGAUGCACAUCCAAGGAGGCCAGAGUAUGGGUGGCAGCGACCAGCGCCGAUCAAGCAGCAGCGCAGGAGGGUCAUGCAGCCCGGCGAACUAUGCGCUGCUAUGCCUGACGAGGUCUUUGAUCUCAUCAUGAGCAAUUUGAGGACGCUGCACAUGGAAGAUGGCAGCUUCAGCUGUGCGACCUGCAUGAUGAGGGAUAUCUGCUCGGUUUCUUAUGCAUCCAAGAAAUUGCUUCAGGUGGCCCGGAGAGCUUUGUACGGUAACAUUGAGUUGGUCGGUAGCGACUCGCAAGCCAUGAAGAAGCGAUACAAGAUCAAUUUUGGAUCACGAAUGGUUCUGCUGCGGCGCACAUUGAGGGCGAAUCCAGAGAUCGCUGCAAUGGUGCGCACUCUGAAGGCCCCUAUGCAGCCGCUGGGUAUGCCCAUUGAUCAGUAUGCCAACCUGGCAGCCUCCAUCAUCAUGGCUUGUCCCAAUUUUGAGCGCCUCAUUGGCCCCCAUCAGUCUUAUGAUCACAACUUUAACCGGCUCUUCCAUGCAUUGUCGACACGGGAAAAGCUCAAGGAGAUGACCUGGGUUAUCGAACCCUCUGCUUCCCAGCAACAACAUCGCCGACCCAUGGCAGACACCGACCCGGAAGAUUUACUUCCUCAACAAAGUACCGCUUUCCUCGAAAUCAACAUGCACUGGAAGAAUCUCACAACCCUUUCCAUCCACUGCCUUCCUGGCGCUGCAUUGACGCCGGUCUCAUUGGUCGCCACUGCCCUAUCCACCAUGCCGUCCCUGCAGACACUACAUCUCUCAAACCUAUCACAAACAUCAUUUGACGAUACCGACUUACUCGCAUUGCCCAAACUACAAGUGCUUUCGCUGUCAAGCAUGGCAGGAAUCACCAGCACAGGACUGUCUACUUUUGCUAGCCGACCUUCUUGCCAGACCUUGAAGUCCAUCCGAUUGGAGCACAUGGAGGUAAAUUCACUCGCUGUUUUGGCUCGAAUCUUUAUCGGCCUCACCUCGCUCGAAUCUUUCACUUUUGUACAAAACUCGACGCCUCUGCUUCCCGAGGGAGAAGAGAUCUGGCUGUUUCCUUACAUGGUAUCCCAGUCACUGAAGAAGCUGCACUGGGAUAUCACUGGCAUCCAGGGCUGUGCGAACUUUGCAGACUCGAUCUUGGCCAAGAGCAUUGCCGCAAAUGGAUUCCCCAAGCUCUGCUGGCUGCGCACCCCCAAUGAUCCCGAAGGCAUAUUUCAGAAACUCUGCAAGCCGGUAGAAAAGCUUGAGAAACCGAGCGACAAGUACCGCACAAGAGGUCUGGUUGCUACCAUUGAGGCACGCCCAGCAACACCAAAGACGCCGACCACGCCAGGCAAAUCGCCAGGAGGUAAAUCUCCGUACACGCCGGCAUACUUUUCCUUCUUCAUGGACAAGAAGUACAGCGACCUGCACGCAGCACGCCUGGCAGCACAAAAGAGGCUGGAAGAGGCACGAAAGAUUCCGCGCUUUGAAGUCAACGUCAUUGACGAAGACGGCACCAUUAACGAAAACUGGAUGAUGGCCGGUUUCAUGGGUGAGGUGCCAUCAAAAAUUGAUUACUACCUGUUACCCGACACCGGUGCAUCGGACGACAAUGGUGGACUGGUUCUACUCUCCGACAUUGUUGACGAUCGACGAGAGGAUCUCACCCAGGAUAAGGACGGGUGUACCGGCCGCUGGAACAAUUACGGCUACAUCAACUACGAUAAAAAGGGGCAAAACCAGGAGAAGUGGUGGCAUACCGAACGUGUCCGGUGGACCGAGGUCCGCCUAUCCUGA